UACAAGCGUAGAAGAAGAAGGCACCAGCGGAAGCUGACAAAGCUGACACACUACGGAAGGAUUCCUUCACGAAGUCACAUUUUUUUACGCUCUCUUUUCAUCGGAUACCCUCGAUAUUGGUCGAGAAACUGUGCUUAAGCACCUGUGUGCUGUUGUUUGUGCGUCAGUAUGGCAGUCGUCAUCCGUUUACAGGGAUUGAGUGUCACAGCGGGCUCUGAGGAUAUUCGCAAGUUCUUCACUGGCCUAAGAAUUCCUGAUGGAGGGGUGCAUAUUAUUGGUGGGGAACGAGAUGAAGCUUUCAUUAUCUUUGCUUCGGAUGAAGAUGCAAGACGAGCCAUGACACGGUCAUUGGGUUGCAUUAAGGGUUCACCUGUGACAUUGCUACUGAGUAGUAAAACAGAAAUGCAGAACCUGCUGGAAAGAAGCACAAAAACUGUAGAGCUAGAUCAAAAGAGGCGACUCGAGGAGAAUGCAAGACGUGCUGGAAGAUCUAUGGACUCUGAGGUGGGCAGGAGACCAGGUAGCAGAUUGGAUCAUACCCCUCCUCCUCAGCACCAGGAGGCUUCAAGCACUAAUGACGAAUUCUUGUAUUUGUUCCUAAAAGGAAUGCCUUUCUCUGUGACUGAAGGGGAUGUCUUUAAUUUUUUCAGUGGUCUAGUAGUUGAUGACUUAAUCUUGUUUAAAACUGGAUAUGGUGCAAAGAAUGGGAAAGGUAUUGCCAAAUUUGCCACCAGUAAGGAUGCAUAUGAAGGCCUGAAGAGGGAUAGACAAUACAUAGGGUCAAGGUAUGUAGAGCUCUCUCCAUCAACAGAAGAAUACUGGUGUAGGGCUGGUGGUAAAGUGUCAUUGGCUGGCAGCACGGAUGUCAACUUCAUAAGGGAGAGAUCACCGAUUCGCAAUCAGAGGAAUCCACAACAUCAUGCAAGGUCUCAAUCACCUGUGUCUCAGAGGCCAACUGCUGCUUCUGACGAAGAGUACUGUGUUUUGUUGGACAAUCUAUCCUUCACAGUGGAAAAAGAUGACAUAAAGAAGCUCUUUCGUACUGCAAACCUUGAAGAUGGCCAGAUCCUACACCUAAUGGGCAGUGAUGGCAGAAGAACUAGAUCUUCAUUUGUGCUUUUCAGGAGUCUGCGAGACUAUUGUGAUGCCUUGAGCAAUGAAAAAAGGUUAUUUUUCAACCGAUGGGUUUAUACCCGCCCAAUUUCAAGAGAGAAAAUGAUCACCCUCCUGGAAUCUCAGGGCACGGAUGACGGACCUCCUGGUAACUCUGAAAGGUUUGAGGAAAGCCCUCCAUCUGACACCUAUGAUGCAGAGAAGUUGUGUCUGCUUGUGCGAAACCUGCCGUUUGAUGUGCGAAAAGUUGAGAUCAUGGACUUCUUCCUUGGGUUUGAUAUCACAGAGGACAAGGUGUUUGUGAUGAGUGACCAUAAGGGUGAUGGUGUUGGACAGGCUCUGGUUCUAUUCCGGUCUGAGGCAGAGGCUAUGAGCGCACUCGCUCUCAAUGGACAGAGGUUUCUUGGGUCAGAAGUCAUUCUGAAAUGCAUUUCGCGGUCACAGAUGCAGCAGUUGGGUUUUGAUCCUUCGAUGCAGGAGCCAUGUGAUCAAAACCCACGGCCAAGACAGGAGAACUACUCCAGCAGGAGCAGUGCAGCAGCCCAUCAACCUGGUGACACCGGGUACCCUGACUUCCGGAUUCCUCACGAUGGUGAUCCAAAAAUGCCUUACGCACAGGCUCAAAACCAUGGCAGCUACGAUUAUGAGCCCUACGUGGUGGAUCCACACACUCCACGAGACCGGGGUAAUGGUGUUCGGGGAGGCUUACAAGCCUCAGUGCAGAAUUUUGAUGGACCCACCUGUGUGCAGCUACUGAACUUGCCAUUCCAAAUCAGACGGGAAGAAAUCUAUGACUUUUGCUAUGGUUAUCAGAUUAUCUCUGGAUCAGUGUCACUACAGUAUGACCAGGGUGGAAGACCAAAAGGCUCUGCGACUGCGGUGUUUGAGUCCCGUCUGGAGGCGCUGAAAGCAAUUGAGGAGCUGAGUGGAAGACCAAUAGGUCCAAGAAGAAUACAGCUACUACUUGUGUAAUAGUGACAUUGGUUUUCAUGGCACUUUACAUGCCCCAGUGUUAUGAGGGCUUAAUAUUUUAGCAGUUGAUCGAGGAAUAGUUAAUUCAUGGGGAAAAUUCCAAUUUGUUUCUUUUCAUUUUUCAUUUUUUUCCCUUUUUUGCUUGAUAUGACUUUAUUUGAUUGGGAGUACAGUACAUUUAGCUGCUGUAUUUUUUCAUUUUGAACUGCAUUUCUGUAGAAAGCACAUGAUGUAGUCUGUGUACUCUGGGUUUUGUUUUCAAUAAUACUUUUCAACUGAUAUUAAAACAAGUUGGUGUUAUCAUUGAAUUGUUUUUGUUCAACUUUCAACAUAUUGUGACAAUGUAUGUACAUUUAACAUUUGUAAAAAUGUGUUUUUUAAGUAAAACACAUUCCAUUGCAAUUCACAGUUUUCCAUUACAAAUCUGGCACUUGGUGCUAACUAUUCUUGCUGACAUUUCACAAAAUGUGUCUACAGUGCAAGUUAAUCAAUUAAAAGACAACAAUUGGAAACC
This is a messenger RNA of Notolabrus celidotus (New Zealand spotty), 2599 nucleotides long. It is a transcript of the gene rbm12bb, whose product is annotated as RNA binding motif protein 12Bb. Lineage: Eukaryota; Metazoa; Chordata; Actinopteri; Labriformes; Labridae. The transcript has 2 exons. The record is from RefSeq and is a predicted model, not a curated record. Gene Ontology annotation, molecular function: RNA binding. The coding region runs from base 169 to 2085 and encodes 638 amino acids. Gene Ontology annotation, cellular component: nucleoplasm; ribonucleoprotein complex. Gene Ontology annotation, biological process: regulation of RNA splicing.